ACCAUUGGGGUGCCAGAGCAGCAAAUAACUUUGACUGGGCUGAGCGGGAACUGUGAGCAUACGAGCAUACGACACAGUUUCUCUCUCCAGGUGUUCUUGGUUGACUCACUGGAAGGCGACUGGAAUAUGGCACCUUGCCCUAGAACUCCAAGGUCUUUAUCUCAAAUCAAGGCUUCUAAACCAGUUUGUCUGGCAGCUUAUCAGGAGGAGAUACAGUUGCUGUACCAGUAUGAUUGAUUGGCUAACAUUUCACAUUGAAGAAGGCACAGUGAUGCCGAAACGUUGGUGGUUUACCCAAUAAAUUACUGGGAGCUUAUAUAGAGUGUUUGAAAAAUAAUGACACUCCCCCACAACUUUUAAACUAUGCUUGACUAAAGAUUGGGGAAAAAAAGUUGUUUGCUUUUCUCAUUGUUUGGUUGGUAGCGUUUUCUGAGUGUGGUAAUGAGUAUGAUCUUACUGGAAGCUAUAUGUGUGUUCACAAGGCUAGUUGUGGUAGCUUGUGGUCAAUGACAAGUCCAGACUGUAGGCGUUGAUGCUGAUCACGUGUCAUGUGACAUCAGAGCCGUUUGGCAUCGAUUGCAUCAGUUCCACCAGUUUCUGGUCCCCCUUUUGUUUUGGGAGAACUGUGUUGGGAACUCUCAAGUGAUUAUUCAGAUAUAUCAUUGACAUCCUGAGUUAGAGGGCGCUCAAUGCAACACCUCUCACAACACUAUCAGACAACACUACCAGACUGGUUCUGCAGUGAGGCACAGGGACCAGCCAGAUAAUAAGAGGUUUGGAGAGCGGGAAUGCUGGAGAGAGAGAAAAACAAAAGAGGGGGGAGAGAAAAAAGUGUUAGAGGCAGCAAGUGGGAGAGUAAAAGAGAGAGAGAGCAACUGAAUGAGCGGGGCUUUAGAACGAGAUUAGAGUGUGUGUGUGUGUGUGUGUGUGUGUGUGUCUGUGCGUGUGAGUGUGUCUGUGUGUCUAAGAGAGAGAGGGAGAGAGUGGGAGAGGCCAUUCCCCAGAGGUUUGGUCUAACUCCCAGUAGUAUAAGUUAUUUGCACAGCAGGACCAGUAGCAGCCUGCUUUGUCAGAGUAACUUGCUGUUCUGUAGUCGCAACAGCAGGUCACUGCAGACGGACUGAAAAAACAUUACAGUUGUUUUGGGAUCCAGAGUGCCAGAAGGAAGUGUGAGGGGUGUGUGUGACACAUUGUGUGUUGGAGAGUGUGAGUGUGUGUGUGUGUGUGUGUGUGUGGGUGUGAGAGCGUACAAGGAUGACCAGGGGGUCAGUCAAUGGUGAGGGGACUGGGGUGAACAACACCCCUCAAAAUGGGGGACACCCUGGGGAUACCCUUGUCCCAAAAGAGGACCCUGACGCUCCCAACGGAAAGGUAGAGCUGAGGAAGAAGGUGACACUGCUUCGGGGAAUCUCCAUCAUCAUCGGUACCAUCAUCGGAGCGGGAAUCUUCAUCUCUCCCAAGGGAAUCCUGAAGAACUCUGGGAGUGUUGGAAUGUCUCUGGUGGUGUGGAUCGCCUGCGGAGUGCUGUCCCUGUUCGGGGCCCUGUCCUAUGCAGAGCUGGGAACCAGCAUUCAGAAAUCUGGAGGACAUUAUACCUAUAUCCUGGAGGCCUUUGGACCACAGAUGGCCUUCAUACGCCUCUGGGCUGACCUCAUCGCCAUCAGACCUGCAGGGUUGGCAGUGAUAUCCCUGGCCUUCGGACAAUAUAUACUGGAGCCCAUAUUCAUGCCCUGUGGAGUGCCCGAGAUUGCUAUUAAACUGGCCACCUCUAUAGGAAUAACGUCAGUGAUGUAUCUCAACAGUAUGAGUACGAGCUGGACAAACAGGAUUCAGAUCUUCCUCACCUUUAGCAAGCUGCUGGCCAUCGUCAUCAUCAUUGUACCUGGCCUCUAUAUGCUCUUCAAAGGGGAGACUAAGAACUUUGAGAAUGCGUUUGAGGUCAGUAAUAUCAAGCUCACAGGCCUUCCUCUGGCCUUCUACUCUGGGAUGUACGCCUAUGCUGGGUGGUUUUACCUGAACUUUGUGACUGAGGAAGUAGAGAAUCCAGAAAAGACUGUCCCAUUGGCCAUCUCGAUCUCCAUGGCGAUAGUCACUUCGUGCUACGUGUUGACCAACGUGGCGUACUACACUGUGAUGUCAGCAGAGGAGCUGUUGGCAUCGCAAGCCGUCGCUGUGACGUUUGCAGAGAAGAUGAUGGGGAACUUUUCGGUGGCGGUGCCGGUAUUUGUAGCCUUGUCGUGCUUUGGUUCGAUGAAUGGCUGCUUGUUCGCUUUCUCAAGAAUGUUCUAUGUGGCGUCACGCGAGGGCCAUCUCCCUGAGGUUCUGUCCAUGAUCCACGUCCGCAGACACACACCUUUGGCAGCCGUCCUCGUUCUGUACCCUAUGACGGUGUUUCAGCUGUUUGUGGGAGAUAUCUACAGCCUGUUGAACUUCAUGAGCUUCCUCCGCUGGCUCUUCAUUGGCGUGGCUGUGCUGGGCCUCAUCUACAUGAGAUACACACGGCCUGACAUGCCACGCCCUUUCAAGGUUCCUCUUUUCAUUCCAGCCAUUUUCUCCUUCACCUGUUUCUUCAUGGUGUUCCUCUCUCUCUACUCUGACCCCGUCAACACAGGGAUAGGAUUAGCCAUCUCCCUAACAGGAAUCCCAGCCUACUAUAUUUUCAUUGUGUUUGACCGCAGACCCAAGUGGCUACAGAAUGGUUUAGAUUCCUUCAACAGAUCUGUCCAGAUCAUCCUGGAGGUGAUCCCAGCAGAACACUGACACUCCUUCACACCAUAUCCCCACACCGAUGGCCUCUAUUGCAUCGUUUCAUAGAAUAAAUUAUUAUGACUCUCCCAUCCUGCUGGCCUUAUCUAGGCAGGCUUAGCCCUGCUCUGCUCUGCUCUCACAUUUCACAUUACCAAUUCAAACCGCCUGAAUACUUGCUCCUCUCUCCUCACUCAAGCAUUUGAAAUGGAGUGGCCAGGCAGGCAGGGAGGUGAGGCUGUGGCUAUGUGUGUGGCUGUGUGUGUGUUUGUCUCCCUGUGUGAGAUUUGCAGGUAAUCCAUCUCUGUAACCACUACCCUCUGGCUCCAGUCUGCAGUGGGAGCCCAGCCUCUUAGAAAUGCAACAGCUUUUAUUGUUGAUGAGAUGCGGCAGAGCCAGGGAAUCCCUGUAAGCUAGGAGUAUAACUAUCUUUGGUUGCAAUCACAUCUAGCUUUAGUCAUUGUUACAGCUAGCAUUAGCCACAAUCACAGCUAGCGUUAGCCACUAUCACAGCUAGCGUUAGCCACAAUCACAGCUAGCGUUAGCCACAGUCUUAGCUAGCGUUAGCCACAAUCACUGCUAGCUUUAGCCCCAAUCACAGCUAGCAUUAGCCACAAUCACAGCUAGCAUUUGCCACAAUCACAGCUAGCGUUAGUCAUUUUUACAGCUAGCAUUAGCCACAAUCACAGCUAGCAUUAGCCAUAGUCACUGUCUGCUACACCUCAGACAACACUGGAUACUCAAUUUUCACCAGAUCAUUCAGGAUCAGACAACACAACACACAUAAAUUAAGCCUAAGGCUACCUGUAGUUAUUUCUAUAUUGUAGGAAAUGAAGACAGAUCAGUGAUUGUUAAUUGAUGUGUGUUGUAUAGUCUGAGUUAGACAAGCCCUCCCUUCACAUAGUAGGUAAGCACUAUCAGAACAGUAAACAUACUCAAUCUACAGAUGCCUGUGAAACAUGAUGUCCUUAAACACAAGACAACCAACAUUCAUGUGAUAAAGUUGUAUAUUUUAUAUAUUUUUUAACAUGUGUGUUCAGGACAAGUGACUGUUUAGAAAUGAUGCCCUGGAGAACCUGAUAUCUGAUUUAAAA
Molecule: messenger RNA, 3839 nt
Organism: Coregonus clupeaformis (lake whitefish)
Lineage: Eukaryota; Metazoa; Chordata; Actinopteri; Salmoniformes; Salmonidae
Product: cystine/glutamate transporter
Exons: 12
Coding region: 1255-2760 (501 amino acids)
Biological process (GO): amino acid transmembrane transport
Cellular component (GO): membrane
Molecular function (GO): L-amino acid transmembrane transporter activity
Source: RefSeq, a predicted model, not a curated record